CGCGGCCCAGCUCAAGUGCUUUGCGACAGUGCCAGCCGACCGCGCGGUUUUAGUUUAUUGAUACUCCUACAUCCGUAGAAUUGCUCGGUUCCUUCACUUGCGGUUUUAUCGUUCGUCUAUCGCUCAGAAUACUUCUGCAACCCUCCAAAUCGAAGCCAAAUCGACGUCAUCCCGGCACCUCUGCGCUGUCCAUCCCAGACCAGAACGGCAUGCUCCGGGAUAGCUAACCCAAGAAUUUGGAGGCUGCAGCUCGAAUGUGUCGGGACAUCUUUGUCGCUGGGAUAUAAACAGCACCGGCACCGGGACCAGCGCCGUCGACGAUCCUGACCUCGAGUCCCCUCCGCCAUGGCGCAUGUCCACCACGAAUCCCGCCCUCCCAGCCUUGCGGCCACCGAACCCGAGGACCUCAUCAGCGGCCCCCACUCCCUCCACCGCGCCGUCCGUGCCCGGAGAUCCGAAUACGUCCGGCCCCAUCGAAUACGCAUCAAGGUGGCCACUUGGAAUGUCGCCGCCUCCCCCGGCACGGAUAAGGACCUGGCCAGCUGGUUUGUCGAGGGCGAGGGCGUCGACAAGAGCAUCGCAACUCUCAGCCCUUCGUCGCACAACCCCGCCGUCGUCGAGCGCGCAGAUCCGAGCAGGUCUCCCGAGACCGACCCCGACCUCGACUCCGACUCCGACGCCGUGCGGCUGGUAGGCGGCGACAAGAUUGGUCUCUACGUGCUGGGCCUCCAGGAGGUCGUGGACCUGGGGCCUUCCCAGUACCUGAACCGGGUCGUUGCAGAAGACCCGACGAUGGAGAAAUGGAAGGCCGCUUUGGAAGCCGCCCUGCCGGACGGCUACCAGCUCGUAUCCUGCGAGCAGAUGUCCGGGUUGCUCCUGCUGAUAUACGCCUCUCCCGAGGUUGCCUCCACCGUCGGCAACGUCAGCUCCUGCAGCAUCGGGACGGGCAUGAUGGGGGGAUGGAUCGGGAACAAGGGCGCCGUGGCGACGCGCAUCGUCCUGGGCGAGGCCACCAAGAUGGGGUUCGUCAACUGCCACCUUGCCAGCGGCCACGAUACCGCCGCCUGCGAGCGCCGCGUCUGGGACGUCGGCCAGAUCUCGAGCCGCACCAAGUUUGCCCCGAUAAGCUACGCUGGCGUCUCCGAGGAAGAUAGUGACACGAUUGAUGCCCAGGAUUUCGCCUUCUGGUUCGGCGAUCUCAACUUCCGUCUGGAUGGCCUGCCUGGCGACGACAUCCGCCGGCUGCUCAUGCUGCAUACGCGUGGGGAAUACGACCUGAGUAGGAAAGGGGAGCCGGGUCGCCCCGAGGGUGAAGGAGUCGUUGUCCAAGUGUCAUCAGAAAGCAGCGACGAUGGCACCGACAGGGACUCGGUAACGACGAGGUGGACCGAACCGAGUUUUGACGACUCCUCCGUGUCGCUGCCUGAUCCAGACGACUUUGAAUCCAGCCCCCACGAGGACCCUGCAUCAUUACAAGCGACACUGGACUCUCUCCUCCCACACGACCAGCUGAGACGUAUGAUGAGGGAACGGAAGGCCUUUCACGACGGCUGGCGGGAGGGCACGAUAACUUUCCUCCCAACUUACAAGUACGACGUCGGUACAGUUAGCCUGUUCGACUCCAGCGAUAAACGAAGAGCUCCUAGCUGGUGUGAUCGCAUCUUGUAUCGCACAAGAGCCGACACAGAGCGGUACAAACAAAAGGUCAAGGAAGAAGAAGACGCCCGAAGGAGGGACGAGGAGAUGAAGGCCCGCGGGAUGGAUCACGCCGGCGAUGAUGACGAGGUGCUGUUCGACUACGACCCUGACAGCGACGGAGAUGCGCACCCCCUAGGUAAGGCAGUCUUCGACUACGACGAAUAUGACGAAUACGACGAGGACCAAGCGGGCGGCCAAGCUCCGACCGCCGAAGGCCUCCUCGACCGCAUACAGGCCGACAUUUACACUUCACACCAGCGGAUCAUGUCAUCGGACCACAAGCCAAUCGUAUCCAUCUUCUCGAUCGACUACGACGCCGUCGUGCCAGCGCUGAGGGCGAGGGUACAUGCCGAGGUUGCCCGGGAAUUGGACCGCGCCGAGAACGAAGGCCGACCGGUGAUAACCCUCGUGAUCGACGGGCACGAGUUGGCGCGUCCAAGCCAGGGAAGCGACAGCGAGUCCUGCAGCCACGCCGUGGACUUUGGAGAGAUCCGGUUCCUGAGAAGGGAGACGGCCUCGCUGACGUUGGCAAACACGGGAGGCGUCGCUGCCAGGUUCUCCUUCGUGGAGAAGCCGACGACGGAGGAGGAGUCGGGGGAGCCACGGCCUGUGCCCUGGUUGACGACGUCGUUUGCGCAUCCCAACGAGGAGAUCGACGCGUCCGAGUUUGGGGACGAGGUGGUGCUGGAGCCCGGGGAGACGGUGAGGGCAUUCCUGGAAGCCUAUGUUGGCGACGCGACGCACGCGCGCAUGCUCAACGACGGCCAGGUCAACCUGGAGGAUGUCCUCGUCCUGCGUGUCACCGACGGCCGUGACCAUUUCAUUCCCGUCCGGGCGGUCUGGUCGCCGACCUGCAUCGGCCGCUCCAUCGACGAGCUCAUCCGCGUGCCCAACGGUGGGCUGAGAGUAUUCAUUGCGUCCAGAUCGAAGAAUAACAACAGCAACAAUAACAACCGCAUGGGAUCCAUACCGUACGACCUGGACGUCCACUUCGCCGCACCGAAAGAGCUCUUCAAGCUCACCGAGGCCGUCGAGUCUCUGACGGAACGUGCCUUGGCCGACGAGCUGAUGCUCGAGGAGCACCAAGUGCCCAAGGAUCCCGGAUGGCCGUUGGCCGAGAGCUCCUGGAAGUACACGGACAAGGAAGCCCGGAGGACCCACAGCAUGAGGAUCAUCGACGCCCUCGACAGCGACAGGCCGAUCGUGGACGCCUUCGACCCGGAGACGCCGUCGAUCGAGCGCCUCGAGGCCGUCAGCGAGGUGCUCCUCCUCUUCCUCGCGAGCCUGACCGACGGCGUCGUGACCAUCCCGCUCUGGGCCCGCAUCGAACAGGCCCCGCUCGCCGUGCUCGGCCAGGCUGGCAGCGGCAACCCGGCGUCGAAGCAGCCGGCGGAGGAGGCGGCCGAGGACGACAAGACGGCCGUCCUAGACGUGCUCUCGUCGGCGCCGAACCACAACAUCUCGUUCGUCUUCCUCGCCUCGACCCUCGCCAAGACUAUCUCGGAGCUCGCUCCCCUGAGCAGGGCCGACCUCGAGUGCCUGAAGAGCGUGCCCGGUCAGGGGCUGGGCAGCCUGGGUCGGCGGUCGCUGGUGUUCAGGCGGGGCGGGACGGCACUCGGAGCUGCUGCUGCCGCCGCGGCUGCGCUGGAGAGGCGGCAGGCCAAGGAGCGGAGGUUCGCGGAGAUACUGGGGAAGAUUGUGUGCCGGGCGGUGGUGCCGGGCAAGGACAGGGAGAGGAGGAGUCUUGAGGAUCGGCAGAGGGCGGUGAUGGAGCUGUUCUUGAAGCGCAGGGAGGAUGGGUGAUGGGUGAUGAAUGGUUGACGAUAGAUGAUGGACAAUGUCCAACAUACACAUGCAGAGUAAGCAUCCCCGAAGACCGGCGAGGUUGCCGCAUGUUGUAGAGGUAUCGGCAGCCCUCACUGCUGUCCCAAUCACAACCCCGCAGUCAUUUUGUCAACCUCUGGAUUGAUAGACUAGAGAUGUUUACUAGAUAUUUGGGAAAGCAACGGGCGGACAUGUCCUGUACUUCGAGGAGAGAGAGGGGAGUCGAGAUUUGGGCAGGCGUUGGCGUCUAGAUAGUCCUAGUCCCAUGGGCCCCCGCCCAAGAACAAUGGGCUUCUCAUCACAGAAUACUCUGAUCUUCUGAUUAGAUCAAUAUGCCAAACAAGAAGAG
This is a messenger RNA of Phialemonium atrogriseum, 3871 nucleotides long. RefSeq names its product putative PI phosphatase group protein. Bases 346 to 3501 code for a protein of 1051 amino acids. Gene Ontology annotation, biological process: phosphatidylinositol dephosphorylation. NCBI's taxonomy places the organism in Eukaryota, Fungi, Ascomycota, Sordariomycetes, Cephalothecales, Cephalothecaceae. The transcript has a single exon. Gene Ontology annotation, molecular function: phosphatidylinositol-4,5-bisphosphate 5-phosphatase activity. The record is from RefSeq and is a predicted model, not a curated record.